Cylas formicarius (sweet potato weevil) is the source of this 3378-nucleotide messenger RNA. RefSeq names its product protein distal antenna-like. NCBI's taxonomy places the organism in Eukaryota, Metazoa, Arthropoda, Insecta, Coleoptera, Brentidae. Gene Ontology annotation, molecular function: DNA binding. The record is from RefSeq and is a predicted model, not a curated record. The transcript has a single exon. The coding region runs from base 1249 to 2613 and encodes 454 amino acids.
GAGUCCACAAUAUUUUAACAUUUUUCACUCCAAACUAAAUUUUUUUCACCUACAAAAUUGUUUUUAUAAUUUAAACGAAUAUUUUACUUAUUAAUGUUUGUUAUCACUGUAUCGUUGUGCUCUGCCACAUAUUUUUAUUUUAUAAAUUUUUAAUGUUGUUUUCUGCCUCAUCUGCGGGAUCUAUAUUGCGUACCUAAUAUUGACCUACUUGACGAAAUCCAUAAUACCUACACUAAUUUUAUUCUCAAUAUUUGGGAUAAUAAAGAUAUUAUUAUUAUUUAUAUUUAGGCAAAACUCUCCACCCUACUCGUUUCUUUCCUAAAUGUCUUUAUUUGCAUCACAACAGCAAUUUUACGAAUGAAUGAGGUUUCUUCUAGUCGGACGUCGAUGAAGAAACAAAAUCGAACUCCGUAGGUGUUCGUCCGGCACGGCGCAAAUCAAAAUCCGCUCCAGAUGCGUAAUCCGGUGAAAUGCGGCAGACCGAAAACAACAACAACAACAACGAUUAUUAUUGCGGAGCUGGUCGCGAUUCAAGGUCAAUAGCUCGUUUUUCGUUUGAUAACUCGGACCGGCGGCGGCGGCGCGGCUGAACAAUCGCCGCCGCCGGGCGGACGCUUUACAUUACAAAACCUUAUUAGAUGACGUCGGUAUGACGCGAAAGUAACGGCCGCGGAGGCGGGUUGUGACGCCGCCGCCGGCUCGUCAGCUGUUCGACCACGUGAUCGAGCCCUCGAGUUCUUCGGCUGCGUGAAUACGUCUUCCGCGCAAAGGGGGACCGCCGCUUCGCCCACCCCGCGCGGCGGCGGGGGCGGGUGUCACGUCAAGCCGUUACACGCGGAGGGGGCUCGCGAACUACCACCCUCCGCCGUUCGCUGCCCUGCGCUCAGUUCUAUCGCGUCCGUUCUCGCAAGUAUUGAUCAGCUGGACAAAGGAACUGACCACCGAGAGUUCGCAAGAAACUAUAUCGCCCGACGAUCCCGCGUUAAACGGUCGCAGUGUGCCGCGCGCGCGGAGAACCUCCCGAGUCAGUCAGUCGGUGGUGGGGCGCCGGUGAUGACGUGCGUGUUUCGCCGACGACCGUGAACUUUUAUUUUCUUUCGUGCCACGCGGAGCGACGAGUUCGCGAACCGACGAAACUUCUUCUGGUGGUGCUGCUGCGCGCGUUUUCAUUGGCCGCGCUGCGCCGCACGUGUUUUCCAACGAAACCUCACAAAUUACUGACUAUAGUGAACUUUGAGUGUUGUUACGAUGUCGGCUACGAAGGCCGGCAAACGGCCCCUGCGUUCGUUGACGGCCCACGAGAAGCUCAGCGCCAUCCGGAGGGUCCACGACGGCGAAAGCAAGGCCUCGGUGGCUCGCGAUAUCGGCGUACCCGAGUCCACCCUUCGGGGAUGGUGCAAGAACGAGGAAAAGAUCUCUUUUCUCAGCCGGCAGUCGAGUCCCGAGACAGACGAUUCCAAUCACUCGAACAAAAAGAUAAAACUCGACGAUCAGCCGUACAAUUUAAGCCUGAAGACGCCUCUGCCCGGGUACUCGCCCACACUCGAAACGCCGGUCGACUUCACCAAAGCGUGCGAAACGCCGGACGCUGAAAAAUCUCCGCUGAACCUGCGUGUAAAGUGCGAGAACGCUACGACGCCGGUGUCCACGCAAAAACAGGUGACGGCCGCGCCGGAUAAAGAGAAAGAACGGGAGAGGAACAGGGCCGAGUUGGCGAGGCUCAGCGCCGAAUUGGGAUUGAACCGGCCGGAGGUGUUCCUCUCUAGUCUCAACAACACCAACAUGAACGACCUCACCGGUUUGUUGAUUCAGUGGAAUAGUAUCUAUCAGCAGCAUCUCCUUUAUCAACAACAAAAGACGCAACAACAAAGCAAGAACAAAGUGACGGCACCGGCGGACACCAGUACCAAGAGCUUGUCUCCGAAAGGGUUGCUGACUACCGUGGACAACGCGGCGGAGAAGAAAAUGUCCAGUAGCGAACAGCAGUCGGUGUACGACUCGGUGUCGUAUUGGCUGAGACAACAACAGUCGUUCGUGGGCUUCAAUCCACCGCCCAAUCACCAGCCGUUGCUGACGUUGAGCACCAGUUUGCCCAGCACGUCGACGGUGACGAACGUGAGCAGUACCAUCCCGACCAACACGACGACCACGCUACUGAACGGAGCGGGAAGCAACAGCGUCGCGAACCAGCAAAUGAAGUUCUGGAAUUGGUACAAACAGUCCGCGUACAAUCCGUCUCAAACGGUAGAGAAACCCAUUCUGUACCAACAACUGACCAAAGACGCCGAGAAGGACCUCAGCAACGCGGAAAACCACGCCGACGAGAAACCGCGAAGCAACGGCAGCACCAAGAACAGGUCAGUACUGGACAACUUGUUGCUGAACAACAACACCAUAGAGUACGGCGAGGACAAGGACGACGCGGGAACUGCGGCCGCCAACGAGGCCAUCGAGCACGGAGAAAAGUUUCUCAAGUGGUUGGAGUCGUGCAGCGACCCCUCCGUGACCACGUUGCAAAUUUUGACGCUACAGGGUCUGAUCAAAAACCUAAAGUCAGGAGCCGACAGGAAAAACGGCGACCCUCAGUGCAAAGCCAAAGUGAAACGGAAGUGAGUCUCCCGGUCGACGAAACGCGGGGUUAUACAGGGUCGUACACUUUCCGCUGCACCGUAGCAAUUUGUUUCACCGUAGGGUAGCGUUUUAGUGGAAUCCCUCGAACAUGAAGGCUGUCACCAAAAUGAAUUAGUCACUAGACUGUUAACUCGAUUACUACGUAGUUUAUUGUGUACAAAACAAAAGCGGGGCGGGCGCGAAUUUUUCGGACUAUGCGGAAUUUGAUAUGUAUAACGAUAUUUUAUGCCCUGCCCGCCGCUCCUCAAUGUUACCUUUUUUAGUAGAUUAUCUGUAAAUAUAUUUAAAUUAUAAUUAUUAUAGUAUAUAAAAAGUUGAUCGAAACUCAGAUAAUGUGACGCAUUAGAAGUGCGACAUCAACACAGAUUCCUUGUUAGAGUUUAAUUGUUUUUCGGUGCCAAAUGAUAUUAAAAAAAGCGUAUUCUUUCCAUGCUCAACUGAUAUAGCGUACCUACUUAUUGAUGUGUAUAUGUAUAUAAUUUAGAAUGUUUUCGAUUGUUUUUGCCCUUAAUUUUGCCAAAGUUUUUAUUUAUUUCGACUUGCAAUAACGGUGCCGCCGGGCCGGCGUUUUUAGCCUAUCUUUAGUGCGAUACCGACCGAUUGAUCUCCUUCCUAUAGAUGUAUAACGGACCGCAUAUUGUAAGACUUAUUUCGUGCAUCGCUUUCCGAUUUUCGACUUGGAAAUGAUUUUUGCGUUCGACCGAAGUUAAUUCUUUGACCGUCUUGUUACCCAUAAAUCUAUCAGAU